Molecule: messenger RNA, 693 nt
Organism: Trematosphaeria pertusa
Lineage: Eukaryota; Fungi; Ascomycota; Dothideomycetes; Pleosporales; Trematosphaeriaceae
Product: NAD dependent epimerase/dehydratase family protein-like protein
Exons: 2
Coding region: 1-693 (230 amino acids)
Biological process (GO): import into nucleus
Cellular component (GO): cytoplasm
Source: RefSeq, a predicted model, not a curated record
AUGACGACCGCAACCCUCGCCGGAAGCACCGGCUUCGUCGGCUCACACAUCCUCUCCACCCUCCUGACGCACCCCUCCAUCUCCGCCGUCUACGCCUACGCCCGCCGCGACGUCCCCAACCCCACCGCCUCCCCGAAGCUCUUCCCCCUCACGUCCACGGACACCUCCACCUGGGCCUCCCAAUUCCCACGCGAACUGCACCCGCGCGUCUUCUUCUCCGCGCUCGGCACCACGCGCAGCGCCGCCGGCAGCGUCGAAGCGCAGCGCAAGAUCGACGUCGAUCUGAACCUAGAGCUCGCCAAGGCGGCCAAAGACGCAGGCGUGGAGACAUACGUGCUGAUAUCUUCGGGCGGGGCGAACGCGAGCGGCAGCUUUCCGUACUUGAAGAUGAAGGGCGAGCUAGAGGAACGGGUCAAGGAGCUAGGAUUCAAGCAUACGGUUAUCUUGCGGCCGGGCAUGAUUUUGGGGUCGCGGCCGGAGAGCCGGCCGGUGGAGGCGGUCGUGCGCGGCUUUGCGGGCGCACUGCGCAAGAUUAGUCCGGCGCUGACGAACUUCUGGGGCCAGGAGGCGAGUACGAUUGCGAGGGCGGCGGUGCAGGCGGGCGUUAUGUGUUUGGAGGGGAAGAGGGAGGACGGGGUGUGGAUGGUGACGCAGGCGGAGAUUGUGAAGCUGGGCACUGAGGAGAAGAAGUAG